AUGUCCACUGGCUCUGCAGCAAGCGAUGCUGAGGACUAUGAGACGUGUUACAGAAGGACAGCGAACCCUUUGGAGAGGAGCGCGCGGAAGAUCACCUGCUAUGAUCCCAGCCCAUAUUCGGACGAGGAGCUGGAGGACGAAGGUGCGGACGGGAGGGUCAAGCAGGAGCGCAGGCUGUCCAGGGCGCAACAGAAGGAGGCGCGACAGUCGCAGAGAAACGCGGCCAACGCCAGGGAGAGGGCGCGGAUGAGAGUGCUGAGCAAAGCUUUCUCCAGACUAAAAACCAGCCUGCCCUGGGUACCAGCGGACACCAAACUGUCCAAACUGGACACGCUCCGACUCGCCUCGAGCUACAUAUCUCACCUGAGGCAGCUUCUGCAGGAUGACCGAUUCGAGAACAGCUUUGGGCACCCAGUCAGUCUGGUAUGA
Seriola dumerili (greater amberjack) is the source of this 429-nucleotide messenger RNA. RefSeq names its product musculin (gene msc). Gene Ontology annotation, molecular function: protein dimerization activity; DNA-binding transcription factor activity, RNA polymerase II-specific; RNA polymerase II transcription regulatory region sequence-specific DNA binding. The record is from RefSeq and is a predicted model, not a curated record. Gene Ontology annotation, biological process: skeletal muscle tissue development; regulation of transcription by RNA polymerase II. Bases 1 to 429 code for a protein of 142 amino acids. The transcript has a single exon. NCBI's taxonomy places the organism in Eukaryota, Metazoa, Chordata, Actinopteri, Carangiformes, Carangidae.